CGUAAAAACUGAUGCAGUGACGAGUGGCUGCGAUCUCAGCAUAUCUUGGUCAAGAUGAGAGAAUCCAUCCCCCAACCCGUCCAUCCCCACUCCCUACCUUAAAACUCCCAGGCCAGCUGGCUCAGCCUAUACAACACAGCGGCAAACAGCCUAGAGCGGCUCUGCCUCGGAUGCGGUGGAAAGUGAGAGCAAGGAUGGUGGAGAUUCACCAGCGGACUGCCAGGCACAACGGCACACACCCUGACAUCCCAGCACCAGUGAGAGAGAGGCGGGAGGAUCAGAACUUCAGAGCCAGUUGCAGCUGUCUAGCCAGUGAACUUGAAGCCAGCAGGGACUCCCCGAGACCCUGCUUCAAAUGCCAAUAAACUCCAACAAACCUGUUAGAGUCUACAGAAAGGAAUUGGGUAUCACAGCAAUUGUGAGUCACCCCUAGUAUAAGAGAAAGGGGAGGGGGCUCCCUGAGAGAAAUCUCUCCAUCAUCGUCAUCAGCACCGCAGGAACUUGCUAGAAAAGCAAACUCACAGGUCCUAUUCCGGGUGGCCUGUGUCCGGAGCCCCGCAGUCCGGGGCCAGUCAUUUGAGUUUUAACAAGGCCUCUAGGUGAUGGGUUAGUUUGAGACCCGCCCUGCGCUCUGGCUUCCAGAUGCAGCGGCCAUUUCCAUCCCUCUCUGGACAAUCGCCUCUGCGGCUCGAUGGCACUUCAGUGCUGCGACUCGGAAGCUCCCGAACGCACCAGUGUAGUUGCUACUUAAGAGUGCCCUUUCCAGGAGCUGGCUUUGUCAGCUUCCAGCUUUGUCCGGCCUGGAGAAUUAGCUGUGCUCAGGCGGGAGCCACUCGGCACUGUGUCAGUAACAAACAGAUUAGCUGGCCAGCCAUGACUUAUUCAUGAUGAAUUAACUGUACCUGGUUGCACACUUCUGCUAGCUAAGUGGAGCUUUAGAGGACCCAUCUUGUUAAUGGUCCUGGUGCUAAUUGCAGACACAGAAGGAGCACUAAUUAAAUGUGCAAACUGUACGAAGGACAUUUGGGGCUGCUGAGGCCACAAAAAACCAUCAUUUUUUGAAGGGAAACCAAAACAAACUUUAUCUUACGCACUAUUAAGGAGUUCCCCGGGCUACGUUAAUUAGUCUCGGUAAUGCUUUCCUGCAGGAGUUGACUCCACACACGGAUGCAUGUACAGUGCUCUGGGAGGCUCUGGGAGGGGCACCGCCUUUGGUCCUGUGCUGUAAUUUGGUUACACUCUCCUCUGUUUGUGAUGACCUCCCUGGCUUCCCGUUUGGGGCUGCGUAUAAAAUUGGUAUGAACAGGGGGCUGGUGAGAUGGCUCAGAGGUUAAGAGUGUUCCAGUGCAAUGGUGAGGAAUGGAAUUGGGGUCCCAGCAACCAUGGAACAAGCUGGGAACCCCACAGAUACUUGUAACUUCAGCUCUGAGGGAGCCGACGUCUUCUGGCCUCUGCCCGAGCAGGUGCGUGUGACCCCACGUGAAUGUGUAUGCUCACACAGACCCAUAACUAAACCAAAACAGACCCUGAAGAAGCUGGUGCGACUACGCCUGUCUUUUCUGGACUCCCACACUCUCUACUGUGGCGCUGCACCUUAGAGCGCAGUUACAAGCAAAGGUUUAACGCGUUAAACAGUGCAAGUGGCCGCCUGCUGUGCGCGACUAUGUGGCUUGGUUGGUAGAGCACCUGCCUAGCAUGCAUGACGCCCUGUGUUGUCUCCCUAGACCACAUGAAAACUGUGGUGCACGCCUGUUAUCCCAGCCGAGGCAGGAGGAUCAGGAGAGCAAGCUCAUCCUUGUCUAUGCAGUGAGUGGGAGGUCAGCGUGAAGUGGAAAUUUCUGGCUUCUUUGAAGAUUCAGUUUUGUCAUGUGAUGUUUUGCUGAAGGUUGGCUUGUGAGAGGGCAGUGAUGUGCUGCUGUGAGCUCUCUCGUGAGAGGGCAGUGACUUUGGCCGGCUGAGAACAUCUCCCGGUGGACUCUGAGGAGAGGAGCUAUGUAGAGGCCUACACUCAGUGAGGUGUCACUUUCUGGAUCUGCAUCGCUGUGCUGAUCUUCCUGCUGAUCUUCCUGACAUUUGAUCUCAAAGAGAACCUUUCCAGAGAACUCCUCGGGCAAUCCAACUGAGUCUUGUGGCUUUCGCUGACUUGAUGUUGCAGCUUGGUGUUGGCUUUUGGACUGGACUGCUGGUAUCCUGAUGGCUGAGUUUGGUAAUCCCCUAAAAGCCCAUUAACCCUAAUUAGCAGAAAAUAGAUAAAAGAGGACUACAGCCCUUUUCCUACUAAUCUCCUACUUAAAGUUGGGGGAGGGUGGAAGGGAGGCAAAGGUGCUUAAGAACUCUAAAUAAAGUAGGUUUAGUGAAAAAUCUAAACCCACGUCACUGUACGGUGUGUAAGGCCCUGUCUCAAAAAAAUGAUCAUAAUAGUAAAAUAAAAAGGCUAAGGGGCCGGACGUGGUGGCGCAUGCUUUAGUCCCUGCACUUGGGAGGUAGAGGCACGCAGACCGCUGUGAGUUCAAGGCCAGCCUGGUCUACAAAGCGAGUCCAGGAGAGCCACAGGAAGGAGCUCAAUCCCUAGUAGAAAAAAAAUGAGGACAAUCUACACAGAGGUGCAUACAUGCCUCUACACACCCCUGCACACACAACAGCAUAGGCACAUGAGCAGAGACACACGUAAAUAUGAAGACUUUCUGGUUUUCUUUUAAACACUUGAUUUAAAAAAAAAAACCAAAACUAUUUACCUCGAAGGAAUGUUUCUGUGUGGUGUGAUGUGGGAGGGAAUUCUCACUGCCAGGUACAUUUUUUUUUUAACAUAAAUAAGCGGUUGCUCGGGCUCCACGUGCUGGAAAGCACUGCCUGCCCAGUAACUGGCUGGGGAGCCGGCCUCUUUAGUCAGCGCUGGCCCGGGGAGUCUCUCCCGGACUUCCCACUCCCUUCCACCCACCCGUUUCCUCCCCUUGCAGCAGCACGCUGUAAAGUCACUGUAACUCUACAGCGUACCCACUCUGAGGUAGGAUGCAGAUACAUAAGUAAAGUAAUAAACCCAUAGGUUGAAUUAUCUAUAAAGUCAUUUAUAAACCAAGUACAUUUAUUAAGGUGCAUACGUGUACAGGCUGGUGACAAGGCUCAGCAGACAGGGGCACUUUUGUUAGGAGAUACAGUCCGCUGUGGAGCUUAUGGGAGAAGCCAGGCAGCGGUGACACACACCUUUAGUCCCAGCACUCUGGAGGCAGAGGCAGGUGGAGCUCUGUGAGUUCCAGGCCAGCCCGGUCUACAUAGAGAGUUCUGGGAUAGCCAGAGUUGACACAAACCUGACUCAAAACAGUGGCUCCUGUUGCCACUGUUUGUUUGCUUUUUCCAUUUAGCAACAUUUUUACAAUUUUCAGUAUAAAAGUCUUACAUAACUUUCAUUAGAAUUAUUCCCGGGUUUAUGACAUUUUUCAGGUUUAUGGUUUGUUUUUAAUUUAUUUCUUUAUCUGAGAUAGGGUCUUACUCUGUGGCUCCGGCUGUCCUGGAACUCACUCUGUAGGCCGGCCUGGUCGUGAACUCAUCCAGAUCCUCUUGGCUCUGCCUCCCCAGCCCUGGGAUUAAAGGCGAGUGCCAUGACAGGUUUAUGGUUUUUAAAGGUUAUACUAAACAUUAUUUAGCUAGGGAAGGAAGCUCCUUUGGUAGAAUGCACAACGUGUGCAGGGCGCUGAGUUCAAGCUCUACCACCCAGGAAAGCAGGCUUGGUGGCACAGCCUGUAUCCUAGCACUCAAGAGGCAGAAGCAGGAGGAACAGAGGGUCAAGGUCGUCUUUGUCAACGUAAUAAGCCUGAGGCCAGCUUUUGGUACAUGAGACCUCAUCUCACAAAAACUAGAUAAAAUAAAUGUAAGGACCAGUGAGGGUGAGGUGGCUCAGCAGACAACGGCACUUGCCACCAAACUUGGCUGCCUGAGUGUGAUCCCUAGGACCCACCUGGCAGAAGGACAGACUGACUCCCAGUCUUCUCUGACUUGACAUGGGCAUUCUGGUCCAGAGACACAAACACCGAAUAAAUAAAUGAUAAAAAUCAGGUGUGUUUUGAGGGUGUGUGUAGGGACCUGUGCACACGAGUGCAGUUUUGUGAGCUGCCUGACAUCCGUGCUCGGAAGCAAGCACAGGCAGAUGCUCAGCGAGGGCGGCGCUCACCCCUCUUCCUGUUGGCUCUCUGCUUCCUGCUCCUGUGCCGUGCCUGCUGGGGGCUGCCUUGCCUCCCCACCCUGGGGGACUCUUUAAGAUUAUAAGUCCCCAAAUCCCUUUUCUUCCAUGAGUCCUUUGUGGUCAUGGGGUUUUAUCACAGCGACAGAAAAGCCACUAACGCCUUCUGCAACAUCACAUUGGGAACCCAGUGCACCAUAGCGUGUCCGUUGUCUAGCGAGAGCGAGUGACUGGCCAGGCUGACAGCCUCGAGUGAGGGUAGAACUACACGUUUCUAUUCUUGGGGGAAAGGUCUAAAUUCAGAAUCCGAAGUACAUUUUCCGCCAGCUGUGUCUCAUUUUCACAGCACCAUAAAGGCAAGAAAGUAUUACGUGGAAACAUAGCACGUCAGGGCCUGUUUGUAUAGACAUCCCCAAAACCUGGCCCCCAAAUAGGAGCCAAAGCAAGGCUGAGACACAGCUGAGCGAAAAGCAAAUCCUGUGGCCCCAUGUCCAGCCUCUGACGUAGGUGUUCACAGUAGCAUGAUGGAGCUUGGGCAGCUCCGCCUCUACGGCUUUGCUGUGUGCCCAGGUGGCCACUCUGCUGGGCCGCUCCACUCAGCGACUGCAGCGUCACUGACACAUCCCGCUUCCUGGGGUUUCUGUCACCACUUCUCAUGAUCACCACCCCCCAGGGGCUGCCUUCAGGGACCCUGACCUGUCACCCUCGAGGGCUUGCCAGGCUUUCUUUAGAAAUCCUGGUGGAACCCGUCACAACCCCGGCACUCCAUGCCUGCAAAGCCAUGUGGGCAGCGACGGGGUCCACCACUAGCUGAGCGCCUUAUGUGGGGGCGGUAGCAGCCUCCAAGUGCUGGGUACUGAGUACAGAUGAGCAAAUCCCAGAGAAGCAGCUUCUAGGGUGGUCUGUGUCAGCAGGACACACGAGGGUCUCUCUUCUCAAGGGUCUCUCUUUCAACUUGUUCCAUUUUAUUUGUGAAUGUGUGUGCCGGUGCCUGUGUGUGUGUAAGGUGUGGGGUGGUUAGAAUGAGAAUGGAGCCUGCAGGCUUGUAGAUGCGAAUCCUAGUUCUGGGAAGGAUUAGAAGAAACAGCCUUGUUGGAGAAGGUAUGCCAUUUGGGGUGGGGGGGGUGGGGGUUGAGCUGUCUCCAAGGCCCCUUGUUUGGUUGGUUUUGUUAUUGUGUUGGUUUUUUUUCUAGACAGGGCUUCUCUGUGUGGCCCUGGCUGUUCUGGAUCUAGCUCUGGAGACCAGGCUGGCCUCAAACUCAAAGAGAUCCACCUGCCUCUGCCUCCGGAGUGCUGGGAUGAAAGGGGUGUGCCACCAUCGCCGGCUCCUUCUCCUUUUUUUGCUUGUUUGUUUUAAUGGAGCAAAGAUGUUUUUGAACCAUUUUCUCCAAACACAUGGAUCAUCAUCACAGAGAACUGAAAACACUCUGAGCCAGGAGAAACUUACAAGGGACCGGAAACACAUAUAUGUCAGCUUCCAAGGACUGUGUGGGCUCUCACCCACGCUUCUCGGAGAUGGGCCACAUGCUCUGUUCUCAGCUGGGCACCAUUUGGAGGGCGAUGGUGCUUCUUAGCUUAGUGUUCUGGAAUGAGGCCUAGGAGUCGCUGUGUCCUGGGGCUGUUUAACACUCCGGGGAGGCUGGCGUGGCUGUGGCUAGGCACAUGUGGUUGGUGACUUUGGGCAGCAGCCAGUUGAGGUUAUUGUAAUACCGUUGGGCCGGGUUAUUUUAAGGUACAAUAGACAGUUUGUGAAUCUCCUCAGCCAACUGGAGGCUCUUCCCAGCUAAAGUCAUGAUUUCAGCAUAAAAGAAAAGAAGGGCUAAGUUAAAAGCCAGCACCUGUUCUUCUAAAAUUGCUUUUCUGCAGGUACGAGCCCCAGAGAGUCGGCAGAUGGUUUUGUGUUUCGAAGUCUGACCUCAGCAGCCCUUCAUCAAUCUUGAGCUGGUUGACUCUCCCAGGCUUCCCAGGGUACCCAAGCUAUCUUUGAUGUAGUUACUAUCUGAAGACCAAUUAAUUAGCCCAUACCAAUUCUGUUCUGUUUUCCUAACAGAGUGGGGAAGCAGUGUGCUCAGCCUGCCUGGGGCAGCUUUAUACAAGCUCAUUAAUUACUGUCAGAGCAGACACGGGUGCUCCAGGAAGAUGGAGGAGGAAGCAUCCUUCGGCGCCAUGGAGGACAGGUGAUCUUCAAGGCCUGCAGGUAAGCUGCCCGCUGGUAUGGGAAAAGCCGGACCACGCUCGCCCUCCACCCCCACCUUGUUAUUCUAUUGGGGACAGCCAGGCCAGGCCGCUCCAGAUGGUGUGUUAGUGUUGGACAUAGCUUUGGAGAAACUUCAACAGACGAAGGCAGCGCUGUCAGGGUUUUGCUGUGCGUCGUCCGCCCUCCCCCCUGCAGUUCCCAGGGUAGGAAGGUGCUGAGAUGGGAGCGGAGGGACGCCCGCCCACCUGCCACCACCUGUUCCCCGCUUGAGCCGCGGCCUAUAAAUUCUCCUCCCUCACCGCUCGGCCCAGCGCUCCUCGCAUCUACUGCCCUAGCCCAGCUUCCGCGCAGAUUUGAUCACCCCGAAAACCAGCCCCAGGCUUCCCAGAGAACCGGCAGGGCCGCCUCCCUCCGACCCACAGCGACCGCCAGAAAGUUUCCGCCUCUUUCGGCUUCACGUUUCUGGCGGGGAGAAAUGACUUUUCCCUGAGCAUCACUUCCACUGCAUCUGGGCGACCCAGCCUGGCGCCCCGGCGGGCGGGGAGCCCGGGUCCCGCGCUGCCCACGGCACACCGAGUGCGCGCGAGCCGCGCCGCCCCGGGAGCCACGCCGAGCGGCCGCGCGGAUGAAGUCGGCCUGCCAGGCCCGCGGGCCCCCGGCGGGAGCGCGCGGCGCGCCUCCGGGCCCGGGCGCCGCCGAGCGCGCGGCGCCGUGCGCGGGGCCCGGGCGGCUGGAGAGCGCGGCGCGCAGGCGCCUGGCGGCCAACGCGCGCGAGCGGCGCCGCAUGCAGGGGCUGAACACGGCGUUCGACCGGCUGCGCAGGGUGGUGCCGCAGUGGGGCCAGGACAAGAAGCUGUCCAAGUACGAGACGCUGCAGAUGGCGCUCAGCUACAUCGUGGCGCUCACGCGCAUCCUGGCCGAGGCGGAGCGGGACUGGGUGGGGCUGCGCUGCGAGCAGCUGGGCCGCGACCACCCCUACCUGCCCUUCCCCGGGGCUAGGCUCCCGGCGGAGUCGGAGCCCUACGGGCAGAGGCUCUUCGGCUUCCAGCCCGAGCCCUUCCCCAUGGCCAGCUAAGCCGCAGGGCCACUUGGGUGGAGAACGAUCAGUCACCUUUCAGGUUAAUUUCCUUCCCCCUUCAGACCCGAGGAUGAGAUAAUGUCAUUGCCCUCCCUCCUCCCCCGGCUUGUGUUUUGUAGGUUUCAUGACCGGACUUUGUGAAUGACUUUGGACCGCUGUGGAAAGAAUGCUCUGCCCCCUUUAGCUUCAGACGUGGGCCUGGGGCCCAGCUGGGUUGGUAGAAUGCUUGCCUCGCGUGCACGAAGCCGUGGCCCGAGCUCCAGCUGCCGCGUAGACAGAGCACGGCGAGGUACAGCUGUGACCCUAGAGUCCUCGGGGAGUGGAGGAAUACCUACGAGACGCUGUCUCAGAAAAUACAUAAACGAAGGAAGGAAGGCUUGGCUAAGACUGGCACGGAGCCAUCCCACAGAUAGCUGCCUUCUAUCUUUGCAAGCUCGUUCUGACUGGGAGACCUUGUAUUAUGUGACCCGCUUCUGUCCCGAGCAGCUCCCGUGUGGUGGGAAUGCAUUUAUGCCCGGUAUAUAGUGUGUGUGCAUGCAUCAGGUAGAGCCAGACUUUUUUUUCCUGGUUUGUAGAGGGGUUUGUAGAGUACUUGGGCAUGGGCGCUCUGUAUUUUUUUAACUGUGUACA
Molecule: messenger RNA, 8079 nt
Organism: Meriones unguiculatus (Mongolian gerbil)
Lineage: Eukaryota; Metazoa; Chordata; Mammalia; Rodentia; Muridae
Gene: Atoh7
Product: atonal bHLH transcription factor 7
Exons: 2
Coding region: 6997-7446 (149 amino acids)
Biological process (GO): regulation of DNA-templated transcription; neural retina development
Molecular function (GO): protein dimerization activity
Source: RefSeq, a predicted model, not a curated record